This is a messenger RNA of Cyanistes caeruleus (blue tit), 5240 nucleotides long. RefSeq names its product cadherin related family member 1 (gene CDHR1). Gene Ontology annotation, molecular function: beta-catenin binding; calcium ion binding; cadherin binding. Gene Ontology annotation, biological process: cell migration; cell-cell adhesion mediated by cadherin; multicellular organism development. The record is from RefSeq and is a predicted model, not a curated record. Lineage: Eukaryota; Metazoa; Chordata; Aves; Passeriformes; Paridae. Gene Ontology annotation, cellular component: catenin complex; adherens junction; plasma membrane.
UUAAAAACAGGCAACUGGCUUAGAGAAUAAAAUACAGAGCUCAGAAAGAAAACAAAUUUCUACUUUACCUUCUCCCUGACUUGGACAGCACAAAUACAGCACCAACAGAAAAACAUAAGAGUUACACUGAGUCCUCCAGAUCUUGUCUCAGAAAUGAGUCCCACAGCUCCCUGCAAAGCAAUUGGUCUAAUUAGGUGGUAGGAAGGAGCUUCUUUAAAUUCCUCAGAAAUUAAGACGUGUCAUCCGCUUAACAUCUUAGCAUCUGUUACUGCCUCUUCCACAUUUCUCUGCUACCUCAGCCUGAAGAACACUUUCCUGGACUUUUCAGAGAGAUUAAAAAAAAAUAAAAAAAUAAAACCAAAAAACCAAAACCCUUAUAAUACAGAAGAAGUUGGCUCUUUCUUCAGUGGGAUGAAGCAUGUAAGGCAUUUCACCCCCUCCUUAUUUCUCAGUUUGGUGCAUGUUUGCCUGGUUCAGGCAAAUUAUGCCCCCUAUUUCUUUGAUAAUGGAGCCAGAAGCACAAAUGGGAACAUGGCACUUCUCAGCCUUUCGGAGGACACGCCUGUUGGAACCCAUGUGUACACUCUGAAUGGAACUGAUCCAGAAGGAGAUCCCGUGACAUAUGAUCUGACCUAUGAAGCUGGAUCAAGACGUUACUUUUCUGUUGACAAGAACCUUGGAAAUGUUACUUUGAUCGAGGAGCUUGACAGAGAGAAGGAAGAUGAGAUUGAAGUUAUUGUCAGUAUUUCAGAUGGUCUGAGUACAGUUUCUGAAAAAGUCAGGAUCCUUGUAAUGGAUGCCAAUGAUGAGAGCCCAGAGUUCAUCAAUACACCUUACAUAGUCGAAGUCCCAGAGAACACUCCCUCCAGCAGCAGCAUCUUUAAGAUUGAGGCAAUAGACAAAGACACGGGUUCUGGAGGAAGUAUCACCUACUUCUUGCAGAACAUCCAUGCUAAUAAGUUUACAAUAGACCGUCACAGUGGUGUCCUGCGCAUCAAACCAGGGGUCACCCUGGACUACGAGAAAUCAAGAACACAUUUUGUCGUCGUCGUAGCCAAGGAUGGAGGUGGGAAGCUCAGGGGAGACAACAAAGUAUUUUCAGCCACAACAACAGUUACUAUCAAUGUGGAGGAUGUUCAGGACACUCCUCCUAUGUUCAUCGGGACUCCCUACUAUGGAUAUGUCUAUGAGGACACGCUCGCAGGCUCUGAGGUCCUUACUGUUGUUGCUCUGGAUGGAGACAGAGGAAAGCCUAACAGUAUUCAUUACUGCAUCGUGAAUGGAAGUGAAGGGUCAUUUGAAAUCAGCAACACAACUGGAGCCAUUUCUGUGAUAAAAAGCCCAAAUCAGCUCAAGAAAGAAGUUUAUGAACUAAAAGUUAAGGCAUCAGAAGUCAGUCAGGAAGGUGACACCUCAGAGCACACGUUUGCCAUGGUGACCAUACGGGUGGUCGACCUCAACAACCAUCCACCAACGUUCUAUGGAGAAAAUGGUCCCCAGAACAGGUUUGAACUGACCAUGUACGAGCAUCCCCCAGAGGGUGAGAUCUUAAGGGGAUUGAAGAUCACAGUCAAUGACUCAGAUCAGGGAGCCAAUGCUAAAUUCAACCUCCGUCUUAUUGGACCUGGUGGCAUAUUCCGAGUGGUUCCUCAGACUGUCCUCAAUGAGGCUCAGGUUACAAUAAUAGUGGAAAAUUCUGCUGCUAUUGACUAUGAAAGCUUCAAGGUGUUAACCUUCAAGCUUCUUGCAAUAGAGGUGAACACACCUGAGAAAUUCAGCUCGACGGCUGACGUAGUGAUUCGCCUGCUGGAUACCAAUGACAAUGUCCCGAAGUUCUCCUCUGACUACUACAUUGCCAGGAUCCCCGAGAACUCCCCAGGGGGCUCAAAUGUAGUCGCUGUUACAGCUACAGAUCCAGAUUCAGGGCUUUGGGGAGAGAUCAAGUACUCUAUCUAUGGAACAGGAGCAGAUCUGUUCCUAAUCCACCCAUCAACAGGUAUAAUUUACACCCAGCCCUGGGCUGUACUAGAUGCUGAAGUGAACUCGAAGUAUAAUUUCUAUGUGAAAGCAGAGGACACAGAUGGGAAAUACAGCUUGGCUGAAGUGUUUAUCACCGUGCUGGAUGUCAAUGACCACUCUCCAGAGUUCAAUGAAAACAUCCAGGAAAAGACGAUGAUCAUUGGGUCACCAGUGAAGAUAGAGGCUAUAGACCAAGAUGCAGAAGAACCCAACAAUAUUGUGGAUUAUUCCAUCAUGCAAGCAGAUCCAGCCAAUGUGUUUGACAUAGACCAAAGCACUGGGGAAAUCAAGCUGAAAUCCUAUAUCCGAUCUCUGGACAUCAUCCACAACAUCACAAACAAUAAAGACUGCAUAUGGUCAUUGGUGGUCCAGGCCAAAGACCGAGGCUCCCCAUCCUUCAGUACCACAGCAGUUCUGAAGAUCGAUAUCACAGAAGAGACUCUUCACAAAGGGCCUAUGGCCGCCUUUUUGAUGCAAACUAAAGAUAACCCCAUGAAAGCCUUAGGAGUGCUAGCUGGUGUCAUGGGCAUAAUGGUGCUGAUAACUAUCAUGAUCUCUACUGCCAUGUUCUGGCGCAACAAGCGGUCCAACAAAGUCAUGCCGGUGAGAAGGAUCAUAAAAAAGAGACAGAUGCCGCCAUCCCGGACAGUCAGGAUGGAGUGGCUGAAGUUCAAGAGGCCCAGCAACGCUGCAGAGAAGUUUGUCGUUGAGGAGGACGUCAAGAGCCUACACAAUGAGAACAGCAACAACAACGUCCAGGUUGUCCCCGUGCCGCCAGCAGCCCCCCUGCCACCGCCACCCCCUGCCCUGGCUCCACGGGGCGAUGCCCCAGGGUGGCGGGUGCCAACUGUGUCCGGCUCCCUCACUCCCAAGCAUGUAAUCAAGCCCCCAAAGAAGAAAGGUCACAGCAGCACCCACAACGCCCUCGUGUCAGAGCUCAAAAUGAGGUUUGAGAAGAGGAACGCAGCUUUCGGGGAGCCCCACAUCUAGGCGCUCUCAGCAGCUCCCAGAGACUGCAGACUGUGGCUGGGCAUGGAUGUUUUUAUGUGCUGUCUCUUCCCCAUGUCUGUCAGCACCCUGUGAACCAGAGCAGCUUCUCGCUGUGAUAGCCACCCCUCACCUUCUGCAAGUACCACGUGCUGUGAGUCACCCCACCCGCAGAAGCGCUGCCUCCGUGUGCAGUCGCAACUGCGGCUCCUUCGGCCGUGUCCCGUGGGCCCUCCCUGCAGCUGUGUCUGACCACGGUGCUGAGCGCGCCAGCCACAGCCUCCCCAGGUGAACAGGGACUCAGGUUGCCCCUGGUUUGGAGGUCUCUGCCCAGAGCUUGGGUUUUCAAACAAGAUGUUCUGCAGCCAAGGCCCUGGUGGAUGGUUCUUUCUGACCCGGUCUGGCAGGUGGGUUUGAGGUGUCAGAAAAUCCAUCACUUCAAAUCCCAGACCCAUUUUUGAAGAUGUUGGCACGGCUGUGGCAGCAGCACUGAGUCGAGGUGCAGGUCUCCUACAGCAGUGACACAGCCCUGUCCCCAGAGCACAGUGUGCUUUGCAACAGCUGGCGGAGUGAUGUGCUCGUGGCCUGAGUACCUUCAUUCCCGAAAGGUAAGCGGGCAGGCUCGGAGAAUCUCUUCAUUUUCCUGCAGCUUACGCUGGGUUUUGCCAGAGCACAUUGACAUGAUGCUGCGCUUUGCUUCUGCCCUGGACUUGCCUGCUCUGAGGAGGGAUGGGAGGGGCACCUCAGCCGUCCCUGGACCAUCAGGGCCAAGAUUCGAGCACAGAAGUUCCAUAGCAGCUCUCAGUCAGCACUGCCUCCUUCUGACACUGCGCCCCAAAAGAGUGGGAGCCUGGCAGGAGAAGGGCAUGAAUAAAAACACAGGGAACACUAGGUAAAACUGAGAGGCAAAUGAUAAGUGGAAGACAGAGACAAGUGCUGAAAAGUUGCAUAUGUUGGCCAGGGAAGUGUCUGGAAAGAUCAUGUGGUGGUGUACACUCUAGCAGAAAGUGUCAAGGAAUAUAUUUAAUCACCUCUCCUGGCUCGUUGCAGGGACUGGUGUGUGAAAAAGGAGAUUUCCAUAAAAUAUUCAGGUUUUUCUUAUCAGUAUUUUUGAGUGAAUUAAACAACAGUUAAUGGGAGGGGACUGGCAGGGCAGCUGACAGGUUUUUUUUCCUUUACAUGACAGUAAAAAGGCACUGAGAGCAGAGCACUUUUUUCACUGGCUCUACCCGAGGGACUCCCCCUCAGGUUUGUUUCUGAAGAGAUGUUUUUCAGCUGGGCCUGGCUGUUUCACAUCCCCUUGAGAGAAGUCAGCACCAAUGGAGCUGGCUGGGGAGCAGCACCCGGUGCCCUCUCUGAGACCAGCCCUGCAGAGAAGCUGUGCAGUCAUGGUACCAGGAACAUCAAGGUGGGGAGCAAACCUGACGGGACACACCAUGUUAAUUCAAGGGGUUCAUGAGACUUCUCCAGCUGUCAUUUCAGUCAAACCAGCAGACCUGGCCCUCAGGAUCUCCUCUCACUCCAGUAGCUGAAAAAAUUCCACUUUUUGCAGCAGGACUUCAUUAUUUUAGGGUAUGGCUGGUUGAAUAUGAAAUGACCCACUUACAAGGAAAAUCUUGUAUUUUUUAACUUCAGUUCAAUCUGUCUAGAAGCCAUAGUGCUCAUGGCUCAUGUCACCCAUGAGCUGAGCCAGCAGCUGUAGCCAAGAGGUGCAGCAGAGUCCCAGCUGGGGGCCACAGCAGGAGCGCUGCUCCCAGAGCCUCUCCUGUCACAUCUCUCCUUUUCUCUACUGUUUUCUUAUCUCUCCUCCUGGGGCACUGUGAUGUGAAGCCCAGGUUCUCACCUGUCCAAUCACCCCCUCCUUGUCCCCUGGCCAUAAGCUGGCCGGAGGGAGGGGAUGUGCAGCCCCUGGCCCCACUCCUGCUGCCCUGUGCAAGCACCUGCCUUCUGCUGGCUGAGUGUCUGCAGGUUCUGCAAUCUUCCCCAAAGCUCCUGAUUUAUUCCCCACACCACUGUCUUCCCAAGUGUUGUGUUAUUGCCACUAUUCUGUGUUCAUUCUCUAAUGAAGAAAGCCUAUAAAGACCAUUCAAUUAAGUCAGAUUUAACAGGAAUUACAGGCUUAUAGUCUUAGAGAUUAUAUUUAAGAGGCAAUAAAGAUGUUUUAUUACUAUGUUGUGAUACUCUUUCCCAGUUACUCUGUAUUUCAACUUCAAGGAUUUUUUUUAAUAAAUAAA